CGGCAACCAGUUGAAGUUGAAGGCGAAUUUACAACAUAAAUGCAUUGAACAGAGCAGGCAUUUUUCUGGUUUAUGAACAACCAUGGCAGAAGAAGACAUCUACACUAAAGAUGGAACAAUUGAUUUCCGUAGCAAUCCUGCAGUCAAGAAGGAAACAGGAACCUGGAAAGCGUGUCCCUAUAUCCUUGGAAAUGAAUGUUGUGAGAGAUUGGCAUACUAUGGGAUUAACACAAAUCUAGUCAAUUAUCUCAAAUUUCAACUGAACCAGCGCAAUGUUGUGGCUAUCAAUAAUGUUACUAAUUGGUCUGGAACAUGUUAUGUCACUCCACUCCUUGGAGCCUUUCUAGCAGAUGCAUACUUGGGAAGAUAUUGGACAAUUGCUGGUUUCUCCAUCAUCUAUGUCUUUGGGAUGACAUUGUUAACACUGUCAGCAUCUGCGCAUGGGCUGAAACCACUCUGUGAUGGACAAAACGUUUGCUAUCCAACAGGGUUACAGACUGCAGUGUUCUUUGUAGGACUUUACCUGAUAGCGCUGGGGACUGGAGGGAUUAAGCCUUGUGUCUCGUCCUUUGGCGCUGAUCAAUUUGAUGACUCUGAUGAGACUGAGAGGAAAAGCAAGAGUUCUUUCUUCAAUUGGUUCUAUUUUUCAAUCAACAUUGGCGCCCUUCUUGCUUCUUCUGUGCUGGUAUGGGUACAAACCAACGUGGGUUGGGGUUGGGGUUUUGGGAUCCCUGCUGUGGCCAUGGGAAUAGCUGUUAUGAGUUUCUUCUCAGGCACCCGAUUGUACAGAAACCAAAAGCCAGGUGGUAGUCCCUUGACACGCAUCUGCCAGGUGAUAGUUGCAUCCUUGAGGAAAUUUCAAGUAGAGGUGCCUGCUGAUAAGUGUCUUCUCUAUGAGACUGCAGACAGUGAAUCUGCUGUCACAGGAAGCCGCAAGCUUGAUCACACAAAGCACUUAAGUUUCUUUGAUAAGGCAGCCGUGGAGACACACAUUGAUGCGAUAAAAGGAUCAGUAGAUUCCUGGAGACUCUGCACUGUGACCCAGGUUGAGGAACUCAAAUCAAUAAUAAGGUUGCUGCCCAUUUGGGCCACUGGCAUCGUGUUUUCGGCAGUGUACAGUCAGAUGGGCACCCUAUUUGUCCUCCAAGGCAACACUAUGGACCUUCACAUUACCGGCUCCUUCCAGAUUCCGUCAGCCUCUCUCUCACUCUUCGACACCAUCAGCGUGAUCUUCUGGGUCCCCAUCUAUGACCGUUUGAUCGUACCUUUUGCCAGGAAAUUCACAGGCCACAAAAGCGGUUUCACCCAACUUCAACGGAUAGCAAUUGGCCUGGUCAUCUCCAUCUUUGCCAUGUUGGUUGCCGGUACUUUGGAGCUCCUGAGACUGCGCAUGGUGAGGGAACACAACUACUACGAGCUCAAGCACAUCCCCAUGUCAAUAUUUUGGCAAGUCCCACAGUACUUCAUCAUAGGUUGCGCAGAAGUUUUCACCUUCAUUGGACAGUUGGAAUUCUUCUAUGAGCAGGCCCCCGAUGCCAUGAGGAGCCUGUGCUCAGCUCUUUCCCUCACAACUGCUGCACUUGGCAACUACUUGAGUACGCUGCUUGUCAACGUUGUUACAGAUGUGAGCACUAGGGGUGGAAAGCCUGGGUGGAUACCAGACAACUUGAAUUACGGUCAUCUUCACUACUUUUUCUGGCUUCUGGCUGCCUUGAGUGUGGAGAUCCCCGAGAAUACCAUGGCAGAAGACGACAUGUACACAAAAGAUGGGACAAUGAAUAUCCACAACAAACCUGCUAAUAAGAAGAAAACUGGACAAUGGAAGGCUUGCCGCUUUAUCCUUGGGAAUGAAUGUUGUGAAAGGUUGGCAUACUAUGGGAUGAGUACCAAUCUGGUUAACUACCUCCAGAUACGUCUCAACCAGGGAAAUGUGACUGCCUCAAACAAUGUCACAAAUUGGUCAGGGACUUGCUAUAUCACCCCAUUGAUAGGAGCAUUUUUGGCUGAUGCAUAUUUCGGAAGAUUUUGGAUAAUUGCCAUUUUCUCAAUCAUCUAUUUCUGUGGAAUGGUGUUGUUAACCAUGACUGCUUCAAUUAAAGGACUAAGGCCAUCAUGCGAUGAUAAUGGUUGUGACCCAACUAAAUUACAAAGUGCAGUAUGCUUUAUAGCACUAUACUUAAUUGCUCUUGGAACGGGUGGAAUCAAGCCAUGCGUCUCAUCCUUUGGUGCUGAUCAAUUUGAUGUGAAUGAUGAGGCUGAGAAGAAGAAGAAGAGCUCUUUCUUCAAUUGGUUUUACCUUUCCAUAAACGUUGGAGCGCUUAUAGCUUCCUCAGUUUUGGUCUGGAUACAAAUGAAUGUGGGUUGGGGUUGGGGGUUUGGGAUCCCUGCAGUUGCAAUGGCCAUUGCAGUUGUGUCUUUCUUUUCAGGUAGCAGGAUGUACCGGCUUCAAAAACCUGGAGGGAGUCCUCUAACGCGAAUUUGCCAGGUUCUGGUUGCAUCCACAAGGAAAUAUCAUGUGAAAGUUCCCAAUAAUAAGUCUCUUCUUUAUGAGACUAAAGAUGCAGAAAGUAAUAUUAAAGGAAGUUGCAAACUUGAACACACUGAAAAAUUGAGAUUUUUUGACAAGGCUGCUGUAGAGGUUGAAAGCGACCAUGUGAAGAGCUCGAAUAACCCAUGGAAACUCUGCACAGUGACCCAAGUUGAAGAGCUCAAGUCCAUCCUCCGGUUGCUUCCAGUAUGGGCAACUGGAAUACUCUUUUCAACUGUCUAUAGUCAAAUGAGUACUAUGUUUGUUUUGCAAGGCAACACCAUGGACCAACACAUGGGCCCCAACUUCAAGAUUCCAUCAGCAUCCCUCUCUCUCUUUGACACUCUCAGUGUUAUCUUUUGGGCACCCGUUUAUGAUCGAAUCAUUGUUCCAUUUGCUAGGAAGUUCACAGGACAUGAACGGGGAUUCACUCAGCUGCAACGAAUGGGUAUUGGGCUUGUUAUUUCCAUUAUUUCCAUGAUUGUUGCUGGGAUUUUGGAGGUUAUUCGGCUCAACUAUGUGAGGAAGCAUAACUACUAUGAUCUUGAGUACAUCCCCAUGUCAAUAUUUUGGCAAGUCCCACAGUAUUUCUUGAUUGGUUGUGCAGAAGUUUUUACCUUCAUUGGACAAUUGGAGUUUUACUAUGACCAAGCGCCCGAUGCCACGAGAAGUUUGUGCUCGGCUCUGUCACUCACAACUAAUGCAUUGGGAAAUUAUUUAAGUACUCUGCUAGUUACAAUUGUGAAUAAAGUGACUACAAGAAAUGGGAAGAUGGGGUGGAUUCCAGAUAAUAUGAAUAGGGGUCAUCUGGACUAUUUCUAUUGGCUAUUGGCCAUUCUUAGCCUGCUCAACUUCCUUGUGUAUCUUUGGAUCGCAAAAUGGUAUACUUACAAGAAGGUGACUGGCCGUCCUGGCUGACACACAUCGAGCAGUGUAAUUGGGUUGUUAUUUAUUCUAUAUCCUUUAUAUGGUUGUGGGCAUGGUGUUUCAACUUCAAGAUUUAAUUUUCUUUUCCUUGAAUAUUAUUGAAGUUCUUGUAAGUAUUGUGUUUGAGUCUUGAUUAUAAAGUAUUUGUCAAUUUCCUA
Vitis vinifera (wine grape) is the source of this 3612-nucleotide messenger RNA. RefSeq names its product protein NRT1/ PTR FAMILY 8.1. Gene Ontology annotation, cellular component: membrane. The record is from RefSeq and is a predicted model, not a curated record. Gene Ontology annotation, molecular function: tripeptide transmembrane transporter activity. The coding region runs from base 83 to 3445 and encodes 1120 amino acids. Lineage: Eukaryota; Viridiplantae; Streptophyta; Magnoliopsida; Vitales; Vitaceae. Gene Ontology annotation, biological process: transmembrane transport; oligopeptide transport. The transcript is spliced from 9 exons.